Messenger RNA from Chelmon rostratus (copperband butterflyfish), 1872 nucleotides. RefSeq lists its product as uncharacterized. The transcript is spliced from 10 exons. Gene Ontology annotation, molecular function: transmitter-gated monoatomic ion channel activity involved in regulation of postsynaptic membrane potential; AMPA glutamate receptor activity. Lineage: Eukaryota; Metazoa; Chordata; Actinopteri; Chaetodontiformes; Chaetodontidae. The coding region runs from base 123 to 1511 and encodes 462 amino acids. The record is from RefSeq and is a predicted model, not a curated record. Gene Ontology annotation, cellular component: dendritic spine; plasma membrane; AMPA glutamate receptor complex. Gene Ontology annotation, biological process: monoatomic ion transport; modulation of chemical synaptic transmission; synaptic transmission, glutamatergic.
CACAACCCUUCCCACCAUCUACUUGCAAGACUUGUGAAUUUCUUACACAUUUUGCUGGAGUUGUCCCCCGCACAUAAGUUUUAAUUCCUACUGCAGCUGACGCAACUGAGGUUGGUGGCAACAUGAAAGGCUGCAUGGCUUUGGUCUUCUGUGUGGCAGCCCUGACUGCAUGGAUAACUGUCACUGCAGAUGCCAAGGAGUUAUCCAUCACUACUAUAAAGGAGGAGCCGUACACCAUGAGCAGAGGCUCUGACCUGGAGGGCUACUGCGUCGAUCUGAUCUAUCAGCUCUCCAAAAAGCUGGGCUUCAAGUACAAACUGCGCCUGGUGAAGGACAGCCGCUACGGAUCUAUGGACUCCAGCGGCAACUGGAGCGGCAUGAUUGGCGAGGUCAUCAGAGGGGAGGCUGACCUGGCUGUGGCCCCGCUGACCCUCACUGCGGUCAGAGAGCAGUUUGUGGAUAUGACCACCCCCUUCAUGCAGACGGGCAUCGGCUUCAUCAUGCGCAAAGACGUGGCCUCUGAAGAAAGCACCUUCAGCCUGCUGUCACCCUUCUCCACUGACAUGUGGGUUGGUGUCCUCAUCGCAUUCCUGCUAACGGGUCUCUGCAUAUUCCUGGUGGGCAGGAUCAGCCCCACUGAAUGGGCUGAGCCAGACACGGAGGAGCACAGCUUCACGUUGCUGCACAGCUUCUGGUACAUCACAGGAGCUCUCACCCUGCAAGGUGCUGGCCCUCACCCUAAAGCCCUGUCUGGGCGGUUGAUCAGCGCCAUCUGGUGGCUGUUUGCUGUAUUGCUGCUGGCCUGCUACUUCGGCAACCUCAAGUCCUUGUUGCACUCCAACAGCAAACGUGUCUCCAUUAAGGACUUUGAGGACCUCGCCAACCAGGACGUGAUCGAUUAUGGCACAGUCAAACCUGGAUCCACCAUGCUUUUCUUUAAGAAUUCCAACAACCCUGUGUACCGGCGUAUCUACCAGCACAUGGAGCGUAAGAAGAGCUUCGUGUCCAGCACCGAGGAGGGUGUCCGCCGCGCCCAGGAGGGAAACUUUGCCUUCAUUGGUGAAGCAGCGUCCUUGGACUUGGCGGUGGCUCGCUACUGUAAGAUGACGCGUUCACAGGAAAUCAUUGCUAUGAGGGCCUACUCCAUCGCAGCACCUCUGGGUUCCCCGCUGGUCAAAAACCUAACCAAUGCCAUCCUCCAGCUCAGUGAGUCCGGCGAGCUGACGUACCUGCGGGACAAGUGGUGGGCCAGCAGCUGCGUGGGCGCCGAAGGGGCCCACACCUCCGAGGCCCUUCAUCCCCACGACCUGCGGGGCCUCUUCCUCCUCCUGGGCCUGGGGCUGGGUGUCGGGCUCUUGCUGGCGGGGCUCGAGCUCCUAUCCAGGGCUCGCAACCAAGCUAAAGAUGGCAAGAAAUCGUGCUGCUCAGCGUUGACAUCAGAGCUGAACCGGCGAUUUGGCAGUGGAGGGGAAAGUGCAGAGCAAGACAGCACAGACAAAAGCAAGGCCUAAAGGAGGAGUUAAAGUGUUGAUGAUCAGCUGAGAGCCUCUGUACUAGCUUUCUGUGUUUCCAUAGUAACAGCCAUGUAUUGUGUGGCUGGUCAGUGUGUUUUGUACUCUUUCAGAAAAGCUUGGGGACCACAUUUAAUACUUCAACUAGCAGCUUAAUAGCAACUAGCAGUUGCUAUUAAGCAACAAACCAAGAGCUUCAAAAUGCUAAUGCUAAUCACUAAUCACUCUGAUUUGUUUACUGUUACAAAUAUCCACAUCCCACCUGCAACUAACUUUCAUGUGUUUCUUUUUGAAUUAGAGUUCAAUGGUUUUAUAACUGUUUCUAUUUGUUUGUAUAUUGCAACAAAUAAAUCCCUCAAUA